AUGACUACAUCGUACACAGCCGCUCUUCCUUUUGAUCGAGGACCGCGUCACCCUAUCAGACCGGUGCACCACUCAUAUGACCCAGUACACACAACAUCAGACUCCCCAAAGCACGAUCUCUUCGACUUUCUUGCAGGAGCCGCCAAAGAUGACCCUGCACUGCACCGGUCUUCUUUCUGCCUUAACCCCGAAGACCUGGGCGUAUCUUGGCAAACAUUCUUUCCCGCUUGUCGGCAAAGUCGACAGUGGCGAGCGGCAGAGGACGCUGCACAAGAGCUGACAGAUAGGCUCUUUCGCACGAGAGAUUCGUCCGGGGGUAGCUUCUGCAAGCACUGGAGAGGCUUGGCAGAGAUUCUGCAAUUGGUGGAGACUGCUGUUGGAUGUACCGUGUAUAUGUAUCCGAGAGCCGAUGUGAUCAGAACCCGACUCUUAGCUCAACUACAUGUCGUAAUGUAUAUCCAUGAUGAUGUACCGAGCAUCGCUCAAUGCCAUCAUGAAGAACUCCAGCAAGGUCGAAGCUCUCCUCCGACACCUACUCAAACAAGUUGCCGUCAGGGUACAAGUGCCAUAUGUCGCCUAUUAUCCCGUGUUCUGCAGGAUAUCCUUCAGGCGGACCCUAUUAUUGGAUUUGAAGUCGCAACGGGGACUUUAAAGUGGCAUCGAAUGUCCCGAGCCCACUGCUCUCAGGACGAGGACAGUUGCCGAUCCACGACCCUAUCAGAUUACCUUGAAGCGAGUGCUAGGGAUGCUACUACGGAUGUCAAUCUUUCCAUGAUCCGCUUCGCAGGAUCAAUCCACCUCACCUCUAGGCAAAGCCAAGAUCCUAUACUGAAGAAUAUAGUGAAUCUCUGGGCAAAACACCGAAUUAUGGUCAAGGAUCUCUUUUCAUAUGAGAAGGACUGUCUCGAGCACGCUGUUAACGACUCCGCAAUCUUCAACGCCGUACAGGUCUUACAAAGUGAGCUCAAUAUAUCUCCUGCAACGGCGAAAGAAGUUGCGCGUAACAUCCAGCUCGACACAGAACGAGAAAUGCACGGACUUUACAGAGAGAUCUUGGGUCGGACAGGCACUGAUAGCCCGGAGGCCCGAUACGUCCGGGCGCUUGUCGAAAGUCUGGCUGGAAAUGUGUUUUAUUCCUCCACUGCGGAGAGAAAUGCUAUGCCUUUACUAGGCAAGUCUGCUGAGGAAAAUGAGUCCUGA
Messenger RNA from Aspergillus bombycis, 1200 nucleotides. Its product is annotated as terpene synthase family protein. The coding region runs from base 1 to 1200 and encodes 399 amino acids. The record is from RefSeq and is a predicted model, not a curated record. The transcript has 4 exons. Lineage: Eukaryota; Fungi; Ascomycota; Eurotiomycetes; Eurotiales; Aspergillaceae.